GUUUAUUUGCAUGGCGCGACCUACGGUCACACUAAGCUCGCAAGCAACAAUAACAAUGGACCGGCGAGAGGAUGCUCUGCUACAGGCCCUCCAAACGAACGCCAGCGAGACAGAGCGCUGGGAAGCCUUCCAGCGCGACAAUGAGAGCACCAUCCGGAACUUGGACAAGUUCGCCCAGAAUCUCAGCGUGGAGGUUAUGGUGCCCAUUGGACGAAAGGCGCUGAUGCCCGGCGAGCUGAUCCACACCAACGAGCUUCUGGUGGGCCACUACGAGGGCUACUUCUCCGCCUGCUCCGCCCACAAGGCCAAGGAGAUCUGCCAGCACCGCCUGAAGCUGGCCGAGGAGCAGCUGGAAAAGCUGGCCGUCGAGAACGAUCUGUGGCAAAAAAAACUCAAUACUCCGUUUGCGGAGGGAGCGGUUCCCAGUGGCGAUCAAGUAGAAAUAGUGGAGGAUUUUAACGAGGAGUCCCACAACAAGUGGUUGGCAGAGCACAGAAAGCGAGUGCGUCAGCAAAAGCAGAAGGAACGCCUAGCACGAGAGGCGGAACCUCCAGAGAAAGAUAAUGAAGUGCUGAGAAAGCUAGAAGAGCGAGAAAUGAUGGAGGAACUAGGUCUGGAUCCCGACAAUAUCGAUGAAGGGCAGCUGCACCAAAUGCUGAGUCACGAGCCUCAGAAAUCUAUUAACGAAAGUAGUCCUAAGUCCCUUACCCAGACAGAGGAGGAGGAACUCUGGAAAAAGCUGGAAGCCGAGGAGCAGCAGGAAGCCGCAGAGCUUAGCUCAGAAGCAGAAGAAAGCCUGCAAACAACGGACAAACUAGUGCGCCAGCUUAUGUCCGGCGAAACAGAAACUCCGUCUUCCAAAAAACGUGUUGCAGGCAUCAGUAGAACCGUGGAAGUUCAGGAAACCAUAUCAGAAGAUGAUGAUGAUGACGGUGACCAGGAGGAAGAGGUGCAAACCAUACGAGAGCAGAUGUGCCUGCUGCCCAACGAAGAGCGUGAGCCCUUCCUCAGAGCUCAACUGCAAGUACUUAAAGCGAAAAUGAGGAAGAUACAAAAGGUGAACUUUAUUAGCGAUGAGCUGAUUCACUUGAUGAAUGUGGUGGUCAUGCUAGAGGACGACCUACAGGACAUGAUAUUUGAGCAGGAACUGGAGGCCAGCGAGGAAGAGGAGGUCGUUGAAGACAAUCGUCUUCCAGAGGAGCCAAAUGAAGAACUUGUUACUGUACCUGAAGCCAGCACAAAUAAACGUCGCAUUUCGUUUGCCCUUAGCGAUGAAAAACUAGAAUUCAGAAGGGAGGAGACCGUUGCCGAAAUGUUGCCCAAUGCGAAAAAGAAGUCGAGGGAUAUCGUCAAGCUAAAUGCACCUGUUAAACCUGCAGGAAAUCCACAACCAGUAUCCAUUAAAACAGAACGUCAAACAAACUUGGAUAUUAUGCAAAAAGUAGAAAGAAACAUUGAGUUUGUCAAGGAAAACCAGAGUGUCCAGGACUUCGAUUUGCUCAAUAGAAUUAUGGAGGAGUCUACGGGACUCAUCAACACUUUACACAUAGGUUUUACACAUUCCGGUGCCAUACCUUCGCCCAGAAGUGAUCAAAGCGAUGACAUUCCUGGAAGCCCAUCUGAUUUCUAUGAUAAAUAUGAGAGGGAGCGGUCGCGGCUGAACGAUUCUUUUCCUAUUUAUGUGAACGGGUUUGAGGGCGAGGAGCAAGUUAAAGUGCCCAUAAUGAGCGAAGCUUCUCGUGGAUCGGCCUAUGAGGAUCCCAGAAGUCAGUUCUCCAAGCCGAAUUCUUCUGAGGGCGACACUACUGACCCUGAAUCAACCACCAAGUCAAUCCUACGAAAUAAGUCCGCUGUGGACCUGGAGCCGCAUAAUGUUAACCAGCAGCCUAAGAAGGGCAGGAAGGGCCGAAAGCAGAAGAAAAAGGAGCGCACUCUGGACGACGACCUGCGCGACAUGAGCGCCUACCAAAAGGUCAUGCACGAUCUCGUGGAGAAGGAGCCGACUGCUCCGGAACCUCUGCCCCCGGGCAAGUUCAUCGACUCGCAUGCGCCCAAGAAGAGGGUUAGCCGCUUCAAGGAGCAGCGAGCUCUUAACAAAACGUAGCGAAGAGUAAAACUUCAGCUAGAUAUUACUAGUAUAUUUGUUUAAGUUUAAUGUGGAUUUGUAUUACAAACACAACGCAAACAAUAAACAACUACUGGUGUGGUUUA
Drosophila teissieri is the source of this 2211-nucleotide messenger RNA. It is a transcript of the gene uri, whose product is annotated as unconventional prefoldin RPB5 interactor-like protein. Gene Ontology annotation, molecular function: phosphatase inhibitor activity; transcription corepressor activity; chromatin binding. Lineage: Eukaryota; Metazoa; Arthropoda; Insecta; Diptera; Drosophilidae. The transcript has 4 exons. The record is from RefSeq and is a predicted model, not a curated record. The coding region runs from base 11 to 2104 and encodes 697 amino acids. Gene Ontology annotation, biological process: negative regulation of phosphatase activity; negative regulation of transcription by RNA polymerase II.